GUGCAAAACGAAAACACAGGACAGUAUACUCGUUGAUUUUAUGAAAAAGAACCUCACUAUGGCCAAAGGUUACAAGAAGGGUAACAAAGAAUCCAACAACUACAAGUGGGCUGAGCUACUGACACUAUUAAACGAGGCGGGACCUCCAACAAAAAGUAUGGACCAGUGGAAGAGAGUUUGGUGUACCUGGAAACUGGGUAUUCAGAAAAAGCUUAAAAAAGAAAACCCCGGCAAUCUGAACAAAUAUGAAGAUGCUGUUGCCAAAAUGUGCGGCUUCUAUAAAAAUUCGAUCAAAGUUAAUAGAAUGAUAGACCAUCAGAGCAACGAUGGUAAAAACUUGGUAUCCUCAUCACCAAAAAUAAUGGAAGAACUUUUAAAAUCCGUAGAACCAUCGACACCAAGUCGGGAUGAAAACAAUGACGAGAACGAGCAACAUCGAUUGCAGCAGCAACAGCAGCGGGGCCGGAAAUCCAGCAUAAAUGUCAAUGGAGAGCAAUAA
Drosophila bipectinata is the source of this 499-nucleotide messenger RNA. RefSeq lists its product as uncharacterized. NCBI's taxonomy places the organism in Eukaryota, Metazoa, Arthropoda, Insecta, Diptera, Drosophilidae. The record is from RefSeq and is a predicted model, not a curated record.